Messenger RNA from Somion occarium, 472 nucleotides. The record is from the annotation of a GenBank genome assembly. Lineage: Eukaryota; Fungi; Basidiomycota; Agaricomycetes; Polyporales; Cerrenaceae.
GACGCCAACUUGGCCGGAAACAACACCGCAACGCUCCAUUUCCAAAUGAUAUUUUCUGCAUUUGAUAUACAUCUGAAAUGGCCAAGGUACAUGAUGAAAACACGCAGCAGUGGACACCCACGAAUACUCGCAGUCCUACGUCAUCCAAGUCUACCAUCAGAGUCUUUCAUCUACGCCAGAUAGUUAGAGACAGAGGACAGAGACAUGCAUGGCUCAGGCCAAGGUUCUCUCAUGCUCGCAGACCAUGCGAAGAGUCCGUAGCCCUCAGAACUGCAUUCCGCAGCUUGAAGAGCCAUCAUCCGGCAACCAAUUUCACGUUCUCCGAUGUAACGAUUAAAUGCAGCAACUCCAUGUCAUCGGACACCGAAUGAAAUAGCGUCCGGUGAGGUGGACGCGGUGAUGGGCUUAGAUGCCUUGCUUUUCUCACAUACCUCUCAAUGGGUUAGACUACCAAUACACAGAAAGAUUUACA